AUGCAUUCGAGAGUCUCUGGUCGAAUAUCGAUUUUUAUUAUUGCCGCUGCGCUAUCGAGUCUUUUCUUGCCAGCAACGGCCCAGGAAAAUGAUGAACAUAACACCGAAUCUAGAGCAACAGAUGUGAAAAACAACUCCAGGGAAUCUCCAAAGCCAGUUGAUUCAGGCGAAGAUGACUUUGUUGUGAAGUUUAAGGGUGAAGUUAUCAGUUUGAGAAAUAUUUCCAAACUUCUCCAUCAGCAAAACAUCACUCUACCAAACGAAAAGGAGUUUUUCAGAGUAAUACUUCAACAGAAGAAUUCCACAGCACAGUCAUGUAGAGGCAGAUGUUAUGUUGGAGAAAGACAACGGUGUAAGAAAUGUUAUUGUGAUAAGGUUUGCCAAACAUUUGGGGACUGUUGCUUUGAUUUUUACUCGAGGUGUCGUAAAAUUUCAAGUUCUUUCUUUCCGGCGAACGUAGAAUGUGGGAAAGUUGGCAGUUCAUCUUGGUCAUCUGGAAUAGUCAUGAGAUCUACAUGUGAUUCACGUGUCAGUGCGAGUACAAAAAACUGUCAUCGUAUCCAAAGGUUGAAUUUCACGCCAUAUAAAGAACUACCAGUGUAUAGCUGGAAACACAAUCUAACUUACAGAAGCAUUGCCUGUGCGAGGUGUAACAAAGAAAAAAACACGUCGUUUUGGAGUCUCGACAUCUCAUGUAAAUUUACCUCCGGAAAAGGACCUGAUCCAAACAUCACCAUUAUUAAGAAGUUUCUAAAGGAACACAGCGACUGCUCAUGGAAAUAUUCACCAACGCAAGCCAUUGAAAAGUACCAACAGUUUUGUGUCAUUCAUGAUUCAUCAUGUUCUUCUAAAGAGCUGAGAAUGCCAUCUGCAGUCAGACAAUUAUGUGCGCUGUACGCCAUGACUUUUACAGUUAAGGAUGGACAAGGACGGCGCGAGUAUAGAAAUCCCCAUUGUGCAUUUUGUAAUCCCGAGGGAAGACUGAACACCGCUGAAAAACCAAUACCUCCGAUAGUGCCUCCAUUGAACAUCCUUCUAGACGUAAGCAAAAAUAUGGAGGAACCCGCUGCACCAAAACCUGUUCAUCCAACAAACCCAGCUGAGACUCGAACAGUGAGCCAUGAUAUUUCACCACAGGUUCUUAACUGCAGCUCAAAAUUGGAUAAUUGUACAGUUAUCUUUAGAAAUAAAACAUGUUGGGUUUUCUAUCCUGUGAAAAACCAAUCAAAUCAAACGAUAUAUCCUUGGAACAAAAGUUUCACGAUGGUGACGAAUCAAUCUUCAUACGACGAAACUAAUUUUCAUAUUUUGUGUCCAGAUCAUCUGACCAGAAAGAAUGAAUGGUACAGCGAAAGUUCAGCUCUCUCUCUCAUCACAUUUACUGGCAUGCUUUUUUCCAUAUUCUCGCUCUGUUUGCUACUCAUAGUCUACGUAUCCUUCAAGGACCUUAAAAACCUUCCCGGACGAUGUGUCAUCAGUCUCUCUGCCGCGUUGCUGUUAUAUCAAAUAACAUUUCUCAGUGCUAAAAAAUCAACAGAGGUUGAUGUUAUUUGCAAAGCAGUCGCCAUUUUACUCCACUUUUUUAUUCUUUCUACAUUUACAUGGAUGAGUAUUAUGGCCUUUGAUGCGGCAAAUACGUUUUCCAUCAAAGUGACUGCCAGGAGAAGACAACCAUCAGACACAAGAAAAAUCUUCAUCAAAUAUUGCAUAGUGGGAUGGGGACUUCCUGCAGUAAUCGUUGGUUUAUGUUCUGUGCUGGACCACACCGGAACCUUCCAUAUCGGAUACGGAAAUUUGGUUUAUUGCUGGAUAUCCGAUUCAAAAGCGUUGACUUUUACUAUGGUUAUUCCUGUUAGCGCCACCUUGGUCUUCAAUGUAGUAUGCUUCACCAAAAACAUUUAUGUCAUUCAUCACUUGCAGAUGGCUGCCAACAUGGCAGUAUCGAACCGCUCUAACGAGUCUUUGACCCUCAUCGGCAUCAAACUGACCACAGUCAUGGGUCUGACCUGGAUUCUGGAGCUUGCUGCCAACUGGAAGCAAACGAACUUCCUGCACUACCCAUCUACUGUGUUAAACAGCUUACAAGGAUUUUUCAUCACGUUGUGUUUUGUUACCACUAAAAAAGUCCGAGGUCUGGUCAGGGAAAGAUUUUCCAAACGAAAAAAUGAAGUAGUUAAAGUGCAAGCAAGCUCCUCUCGUGACCAUCGUACAGGAUUUACUAAUGUUGAAAGAGCUUCAGGUUCAUCUCCUGUUUCCUCGCGACGAGGGAUGCAAAACUUUGCUUACAGUGUCUCUUGUGUCUGAAUCCAUCCAUUUUCUUUUGUAUCUGAAAGAAAUUCGUUAGCGUUAGUCGAAGAAGGCAAGACUAUUUUAGUUUUAGGCAAAUGAAGGUACUACGAUCUUUUGGAUUUGAUGACUAUAGAGAUCAAAGACCUUGUAACAAAUGGACGCUUUGUGGAGCAAAGGAACAGAGGAACAGUUUGAGCAGACCUUUCGUAGCUACUGGUAUUUGAUGAGCGAACAACAAGAUGAGUUUAUGAUGAAAAUGGAAUUGAAAUAGUGACCUACGUAUUAAAACGA
This is a messenger RNA of Pocillopora verrucosa, 2580 nucleotides long. RefSeq lists its product as uncharacterized. NCBI's taxonomy places the organism in Eukaryota, Metazoa, Cnidaria, Anthozoa, Scleractinia, Pocilloporidae. Gene Ontology annotation, biological process: G protein-coupled receptor signaling pathway; cell surface receptor signaling pathway. The record is from RefSeq and is a predicted model, not a curated record. Gene Ontology annotation, cellular component: membrane. Gene Ontology annotation, molecular function: G protein-coupled receptor activity.